AUGAAGAUGAUGAAUGAAAGCCUCUUGCUCCAAGAGGAAAGGAAAGUGAAAAGGUGGCUUAGGAAUCAAGCAUCUCUCUCCCCCACCUCAUCGUAUUCCUUCCCUCUUUUCAAGACUUCCAAUUAUCCUGGGUCCAGCCAAGAUCAAACUAUAACAGACACUCACCCCAUCUCUGGGAAAGCCUCAGUGGACAUCCCUUGGAGCCAGUUUGGGGACCAUCUGUCCAACUUUGUGAGCUUUCUACGACUACCAACCAAAAGACCCAUCUAUGACCGGAAACAUGCCAACAAUCUCACACCCUUCAGUGGAAUGGAUUUGCCUACUCAGACCCUUUCAGCCCGAAAUGCGAACGCUCCACGAAACAGCAUCCACAGCUCAGCCUCGCCCAAGGAGAUUCGGAAAACCAGCGCCAGGAAGCCAUCCAAUUUAGAAAACACCAUCUCCCUCCAAGAGGCGAUGGCCUUGUUCCCUUCCUUGCAGCGCCUGCUUACCAAGAAAGGCAAGCUCUCUAUUUCAUCUCUCUACUUUCAGAGUCCCACCACAGGAUUCAACGCCUUGCAGAAGAAGCUCAAAAGCAUGUUGGACAAAGAUCGAGAAGACGAGAACUUCAAAAUCCCACAGCCGUUGCCCGAGAUUAAACCCGAAGAAAUUCUGAGCUGCAGGUAUCUUCGUUUGUCUCAGAGCAAUAUUGAUACACUACUGGAGCUGUGUAAGGAAUCUGGGAUUUAUAUAGAUUUGCACCCCCAUAUGAAAGAAUCUGAAAUUGAUGCUAGCUCCGUACUCUCACCGAACACCCACCGACCUCUGUAG
Molecule: messenger RNA, 810 nt
Organism: Ahaetulla prasina
Lineage: Eukaryota; Metazoa; Chordata; Lepidosauria; Squamata; Colubridae
Gene: C12H16orf78
Product: chromosome 12 C16orf78 homolog
Exons: 4
Coding region: 1-810 (269 amino acids)
Source: RefSeq, a predicted model, not a curated record